AUGGCCGAUCGGGCCGCACCUCGAUGGGCUCGUUUGCUCACAUGGCUGGAAGAACGAGGCAUGCUGACUGAUGAAGCCAAUCUAUUGGUGUACCCUCAAGAGCGUCCAGGCGCGGGUAAUGGGCUGUACGCUACAUGUAGCGUCGAGCCGAAUACGCCUUUAUUCACGCUACCCGCUCGUGCAAAGCUGAACGCGCGAACCCUGCGCCCGCUGUACCCAAAAACAGAGCUCUCGGCUGUUCAGCUCAUUUCCUUACACCUGUGCCUUCAUAGGCCACGGGAAGACGAGGAGUCUGCGGACGCGCUUUUCGGCCCGUAUAUUGAUGUUCUGCCGCGCGACUUCGACAGCCAUCCGCUUACCUGGUCGGUACAGCGAAGAGUUCUCUCCGACGAUAACAGAGAUCUGGUGAAAUACAACCUGCUGGACUUGCUCCCACCGAGUGUCGAUGCUGCCUUGCGACAAAUCGAGUCUCGCUUCUGGAACGACUGGAAGGCUGUUGAGGCCACCUCUUACUUGCGAGAUAUGCCUGGGGAGACGAAAGAAUUGGCUUCAAUCAAGUUUGACUUCCUGUGGGGUUGGUUGAAUGUGAACACGCGAUGUUUGUAUGACGACCUCGGUCUAGGUCGCGAGGACAACAUCAGCCUCUGUCCUGUCUUUGACUUUGCCAAUCAUGUUUGGACCGGCGCGACGAUGCGUCCUCAAGUAGAUUCGCCAUCCUCCAAGAAGCCUGGAAGCAGUACCCUACGCGACCUUACAUGCACGACGCUUGCCACACCUAUGCGACCUGGCGAAGAGCUAUUUCUUACGUAUGGAUCGCAUGCCAAUGCUCGCCUGUUCGUUGAGUACGGCUUCGUGAACCCCGCUUCCACGUCCGACUUUACGGAGUACCCCGGUGAGGUCCUGAUUGACGAUGUGGAGGAGGCGAUUCUACAACAAGCGGCGGGAGAUGCUCCUACUGAUCUGAGCCGCUGGCGGGAUGAGUUGGAGGAGCAAGGGUAUUGGUUAGAUUGGACGAUACAUUCGGCGCCUGCACCCGCCCACCCGUCGUAUCGCCUCCUCACUGCGCUACGCCUAGCGCAUGUCCUUAUCUCCAAACACGGCACUAUAGGUGAAUGGCGCGAAACGCUCGCCGGCGUGCGAGACCUUGUGAGCGAAGAGAAUGAGCGAGCUGUACGCGGAACGUUGCGCGAGAUCUGCACCGCGCUCAUCUCGCGAGCCGAGGACGCUGCGGAGGAGCUAGAAGAAGUGAUGCUACGUGUUGGGCGGGAGAAGGAAGGUUGGCGUAUCUGGGCUGCUGGGAAUGUCAGAGCACUUUGGGCCGAGGAGAAAGCGGUUGCUCAGGCAGUUGCUGCGAGCAUAGACGCCGGCGUUGAUUUCUAG
Molecule: messenger RNA, 1380 nt
Organism: Peniophora sp. CBMAI 1063
Lineage: Eukaryota; Fungi; Basidiomycota; Agaricomycetes; Russulales; Peniophoraceae
Source: the annotation of a GenBank genome assembly